This is a messenger RNA of Cheilinus undulatus (humphead wrasse), 3244 nucleotides long. RefSeq names its product blood vessel epicardial substance (gene popdc1). Gene Ontology annotation, cellular component: sarcolemma. The coding region runs from base 252 to 1331 and encodes 359 amino acids. The record is from RefSeq and is a predicted model, not a curated record. NCBI's taxonomy places the organism in Eukaryota, Metazoa, Chordata, Actinopteri, Labriformes, Labridae. Gene Ontology annotation, molecular function: cAMP binding. The transcript has 8 exons.
GUCUUUCAUGUGGAUCCAGGGCUAGACAUGAACUUUUAUGCUCACCAGCCAUUCUGACUAAUGUUUUUGCAAAGUUACAAGCCACUCAGAAACUUUACCAGCCAUCGUUUUGUUGUUGGGAUAUUACAUUCUAUGUGCAGAACCUGCAUGUGUGGGAUGAGACAACACACAUGCUCCAUUUUCCCUAAUCAACCUGAAAGACACUUAAAUGCAUGAUAUUCUCGCUCUGCUCAAGGUGACCCAGCUUCAGGAUGUCCUCUACUCCAGAGCUGUCCUCCCUCCUCUUCGCCACGCUGCCCCCCCUCCCCUCGGCGUCUCCCGGGGAUCAGAACAUCACCUCAUGCCAGGAGUGGGAGCAGACCCAUCAGCUCCUCUUCCAUCUGGGGAACUUGUCGCUGCUGCUGGGCCUGAUCAUCCCCACCACACUGGCCCUGCACAUGAUCCUGCUGCGGCUGCUGCUCAUGACAGGAUGCGGUCUGUUCAUCGCCUGGGCUGCCCUGUACCGCUGUAACCUGGACGUGAUGGUGUGGAACGUGGUGUUUCUGCUCGUUAACUUCAUGCACCUCUUCUUCCUCCUCUACAAACGCAGACCGAUAAAGAUCGACCGGGAGCUGCGGUCAGUCUAUAAGAGGAUGUUCGAGCCCCUCCAUGUGAAAGAGGCUCUGUUCCAGAGACUAACAGGACAGUUCUGCACCAUCCAGACGCUAAAGAAGGGACAGGCGUACGCUGCCGAGGACAAGACGUCUGUGGACGAACGGCUCAGCAUCCUGCUGAAAGGAAAGAUGAAGGUUUCAUACAGAGGUCACUUCCUUCACAACAUCUACACUAACUCCUUCAUCGACUCUCCAGAGUUCAGGUCCACAGAGAUGCACCGAGGAGAGAAGUUCCAGGUGACCAUCAUGGCUGAGGAGAACUGUAAGUUCCUGUGCUGGUCUAGAGAAAGGCUCACCUACUUCCUGGAGUCGGACACGUUCCUGAACGAGGUGUUCAGGUACCUGAUUGGAAAAGACAUCACCAACAAGCUGUACUCUCUGAACGACCCCACGCUCAGCGACAAGGCAGUGAAGAAGAUGGACCGUCAGCCCAGCCUCUGCUCUCAGCUCUCCAUGAUGCAGAUGAGGAACAGCAUGGCGAGCACCAGCGACACCGACGAUGUCCUCAACCAGAUCCUACGAGGAGGGUCAGCUGGCUCAUCACUCCAGAAAUCACCAGGGACUAAAACCUCAGCGAAGAUGAAGCCCAUAGCAGAAGGUAUGGAGGACGAUGUUUUUGAAGAAGCGGCUCCUGCAAGUUCUGGUAACAUGGCGAGCACCUCCAGUGAGGAAGUUUAGAGAGUGGCGGUUAUAAUCCAUUAAUAUGACUGUAUUAUAUACAUGUAUGAGUAUCUGCAUGAAUGGCUGAUGAGAAAGAGCCAAGGCCAGUCAAUAAAUAUGAAUGUAUGUUUAAAAUCUUGUUUUUACGCUGAGAAAUGCAUGCCUGCUGAGAAGUGCAUGCACAUCAGGUAACUUUGGACUGCUUUGAGUUAUGACAGUAUUAUCAGAGCUAAAACUAGUGGGAGGAGUGAAAACUCAAUACAGGUCAUUGACAGGGAUUUAUAUCUGGUUUUAGUCAUUCAGUGGAAAUCCUUGAUGCUUUGUGAGGAUGCGCCUCAGUGAACAUGGUUAGAUAUCUGAUCACUCUGGGAUGUCAUCAUCUGUAGAUGCUGCAUGCUGUGGUACGUAUAGACCGCCAUGUCAGCUGAGUUUGUUGGAAAUCAAAAAUCAUGGCUUUAUUUAUGUCUGUCCAUCCUCACUCAGUGUCUCCUCUGUAAGAUCUGGAUUAUUUAUCAUCAGGGGUGUGACGAGACAUUUAUCUCACGAGAAACAAGACGAGAUGUGAUUUUACACUUUUUUUGAAUUUGGAAAAAAAAAUACACGGGUGAAAAAAAUAUCCUUUAAACAACUGAAACUCAUAAUUGCAACGCAUUCAGGUCUAUUCAAAAAUGUUUGAACUAAGUACUGAGUAGGCUAUCGGUGCUUCCAAACAGUAUGUGUGGUCAAACUCUGACUCAAACUGUACAUUUUCAUGCCCUGCAAAUCAAACCUUUCAUUUUAACAGCCUACAAAAUCGUUAAUUUACCGAUAAUUUGUCCGAUCUGGCGAGGUUGAUUUUUCUGCGAUGAGAAAUCUCGUGGCGUUUUGAUCUUGCGAGGUCUUGUCACACCCCUAUUUAUCAUAGCUCACUAAAAAGAGUUGCCCUCUCUGUUCUGGUCUUUAAAACAACAGUAAAAGUGGAAUACAGGAAACUGGCUCUCAAAUGGGAGCCAGCUCUUAGAACCAGCUGGUCAGUCAUCAUUAGAACACAUACCAACAACAUUUCCCUUAAGCUGACUGCCCUUUGGCGGCACCUUUGGAAAAGUGAGUGUAACUGGGAGGAGGACGGUUUCCCUUGCCAUGUCACCUGCGUUGGUAUUUUGUUGUAAAUCAAAGAGAGUAAGCGAGCCACAGAGACAAUGUUGGACUGUUGUUGGAAUAAAGGAGGUACAGUGAAGAUUGUGAAUGUAGAGUAUGGAUGUACAGACUAAAGAGACGUCACCUGGUGUCUGUACGACCUCCACAGCUCAUUAUUGUCAAAUAUAAACACGUUUUUAGAGGGAUAAAGACACAGAGCGGUUAGUGUUUAAUGAACUUUUUUCACUUCUAAUCAUAGACCUUCCACCAAGCAAAGACUUGGCUUUACUGCUUUUAAAACAUACGUUUUAGUGCAUGCAAAUCUCAGCAGGACUGUGUUUUUCUGCAUAAUGUGCAUCACCUAUAUGGUUAGUCCUGCAGACAGCGUGAACAAUUCGUAAGGCUUUAACUGAAGAACGUAUGACAGCAACAGUAAACUGUUAGAUAUUUAUGUUUUAGUUUGUAGUAGAUGUGAUUUACAAAGCUCUAUGUCUCUUUCUAAAACCAUCACUUGGUGAUUUUGUCCUCGUGUUUGAGGGAUAAAACACAUGUUAUUUUGUUUUUCAUGAUAAAUAGAUGAAUGAAUUUUACUGUUUUCAUCACAAACUCAGAGAUGUCACAACUUUCACACCUGUAUUUAUUAGAGAUGAUUUUAUUGAGUAACAUGUUUUAAUUCAAUGUUUGAAACAGUGCACAUCAUUCAAUAUAGGGAAAGCUUUUCUUCCUAUUUAAUGUUAGAAACAGAAAGUUUGAGGUUAAUUUUAUUUUGUUCUGUCACGUCUGUAAUACUUUUAAUAAAAAAUAUAAGUCACCAA